AUGGCUCCAUCCAUUCCUUCAGCAAAGCUGACCCUCUCCUGUCCUCUGUUCGCGGCCGACUUCGACCCGCGCAACCCCGACUUUCUCCUUGUUGCUGGUGGAGGAGGUGAAAGUCGCUCGGGCACUCUCUUGGAUACAUCCAAACGUCAUGAGAUCUCUGAAGUGGUCGACAUCGAACUAUCGCGUGACGAAGACUCUGUGACCUCGCUGGCGACGGCGCAUGCAAGCGACGACUCGAUCAUUGCGUUGGCCGGCAUCAACAGCUCUAUCGCGGAGCAGGAGCGCGGCAACAAUGCGCAUCUGAGAUCCUUCCAGAUCGAUUACCCUCCACGUCGACAACUUGGUGCAGCGAGCGCAGAUGAAGGCGCGAGCACGGAAAAGGAGAUCCAGGCAGCAGCGCUUCGCCAACAGAGGAAAACCUCCGCCUUGUCUCGCGUGCCACUCUUCCGAACGAAGCCUGGUGCUACGGGAACCUACCAGAGAAUCACUCGAUUGUCGCCUUGGAGAAAUGCUGAGUCCCCACGCGUCGCGGCCAUUACCACGGGGCUGGCUCCCUCGGGCGAGAUCGUCUUCUUCAAUGCGAGCACAACAACCCCCAACGCGUCCGAUGUCAUCGGGAGAAUCCGCUUAGACAGUGAUGAGGAGGCAGAGGAUGUGGAUAUUAUCCGGUCGCCGGCUGAUGGGAAAUUCCUAGUUGCCUAUACCAAUGGCGUCAAGGUCUUCACUUGUCAGAUCUCGCCGGACGUAAGAUCCAACGCCUCGCCGGAUGUGGCCUGCGUGUAUACCACCCCGUUGCCGGAGAAGACCCCGAAGACCAGGCCCAAAUUCCGCGCGCUACGCUUCAUCUCGCCGACGACAUUGGCAUUACUCCAAAAUGCGCCAGACCGCCAAGGUUGCGAGCUUGUGCUACUCGACCUGCGUCCGACAGCAUCCUUCCCAAAGUCCUCGGCAUCCGUCGUUCGUCGCAAGAAACUCCGCAGGGCGAUGAAGAUUGGCCUCGGUCUAGAUGUCUGCCGGCUGGGCACGAAGCCGGAGACCCAACAACAGGUCGCCAUCGCCGUCGCCGGGAGUGAUCUGUCGAUCGAGGUUCUGACGCUGGAGUCGAAUCCUGAAGGUGGCCACGGCAAACUCCGCCCUUACACCACCCUGCGCGAGGUGCAUCCCUUCUCCAUGACCAAGAUCUGCUUCUCGCCGUUCUCCCCUCCACCACAGCCAGUCACUCCCGAAACACCGCCCCAGUACAUCAAGCUAGCUUCCAUCAGCCUGGGGAAUACCGUCGUCGUGCACACCUUCCCCUUGUCGCCAUCGCCGCCGUCCAGUCGUACCCCACGGUACGUUCUUGUCAUGCCGUACGACGUGGACGCAUGGACGAGUCUCUCCAGUGGCCUUGUCGCCCUUUUCUCCAUCAUGGCCGUCUGCUUCCUGGUCCUAGCCUUCACGGAGAUCCGCGGCGUCAUGCCCCCCUAUCUAGGCGUCACGGAAUGGCUUCCCCCCGAUGUCCGCGAACCCUUCGUCCGUCCGUACAACACUCCGCCGCCGGGUCAGCAAUCGGCUUUGGUCUCCUCGGCCGUCCCUACCAUGGAGGUGCUAUUCCAGAAGCAAUCCCUGCGGGAUUUUCUUCGUGCCCGCUCUGCCUCUACCGCCGAUGACACAGGCAAUUCCAUCCUCGUGCGCUGGAGUUCUGACCGCAACGAGCCUUUCAUCUACACGGUCUCUACCUCCCAGCUUGGAGGGGCCCCCCGUCGCUGGGAAGACCUUCCGGAACAGGACCGGCUCCUAUGGACCCAACGCCUGUCGGAUUCCGGCCAUGAGAUCGCCGGAGAUGAUGAGACGCUUCUGCAGGAUCUCCUUUUUGAAACAGAGGACUAA
Molecule: messenger RNA, 1869 nt
Organism: Aspergillus tanneri
Lineage: Eukaryota; Fungi; Ascomycota; Eurotiomycetes; Eurotiales; Aspergillaceae
Exons: 2
Coding region: 1-1869 (622 amino acids)
Biological process (GO): protein secretion
Cellular component (GO): endoplasmic reticulum membrane
Molecular function (GO): GTPase activator activity; protein binding; guanyl-nucleotide exchange factor activity
Source: RefSeq, a predicted model, not a curated record